Molecule: messenger RNA, 180 nt
Organism: Gryllus bimaculatus (two-spotted cricket)
Lineage: Eukaryota; Metazoa; Arthropoda; Insecta; Orthoptera; Gryllidae
Source: the annotation of a GenBank genome assembly
AUGGAAGUUGAAAAUGCAAUCAGCCGUCGCGAUGCACUUCUUCUUCAUGGCAGCCUUCCUGUGGCUCAACACCAUGUGCUGGAACAUCUGGUGGACCUUCAGGUCCAAUUUGGCAGGUCCUUGGACAUGGUUUUUAAUGACCAGUGGCGACUUCUUAGGGAAGUAUCGUACGAAUCAUGA